Messenger RNA from Numida meleagris (helmeted guineafowl), 2373 nucleotides. RefSeq names its product phosphodiesterase 9A (gene PDE9A). The coding region runs from base 1 to 1557 and encodes 518 amino acids. Lineage: Eukaryota; Metazoa; Chordata; Aves; Galliformes; Numididae. Gene Ontology annotation, molecular function: 3',5'-cyclic-GMP phosphodiesterase activity. The record is from RefSeq and is a predicted model, not a curated record. Gene Ontology annotation, biological process: cGMP catabolic process. The transcript has 18 exons.
AUGGGAUCUGCCUCCUCAACUUACCGGCCCAAGUGUAUUUAUUUGGAUAUUGAUGGAAGAAUUCAAAAGGUGAUCUUCAGUAAAUACUGCAACUCCAGGGAUAUUAUGGACCUCUUCUGCAUUGCAACAGGGUUACCAAGGAACACAACCAUCUCCCUCUUGACGGCAGAUAAUUGUAUGGUGUCCAUUGAUCCGACGAUGCCUGCAAACUCAGAGAGGUCUCCGUACAAAGUGAUACCAGUUGCCACUGGGCAGCUUUCAGAGAAAGAAGAAUUGUUCCAGAAUUUACUGGGACAGAUUGCCGAGCAGUUCUCAAGGGUUUUUAAAAUCAAUGAACUGAAAACGGAAGUAGCUAAUCACUUGGCAAUGCUGGAGAAAAAGGUGGAACUGGAAGGCCUGAAAGUUGUGGAGAUAGAGAAAUGCAAGAGCGACAUUAAAAAGAUGAGGGAGGAAAUGGCAGCGAGAAGCAGCAGGACUACUUGUCCCUGCAAGUAUAGCUUUUUGGAUGAAAACAAGAGGCCAACUCCCCGGCGGGAUGUGCCAUCCUAUCCAAAGUACAUGCUAUCCCAGGAGACCAUAGAAGCACUUCGGAAACCAACAUUUGAUGUCUGGUUGUGGGAGCCCAAUGAGAUGCUGAGUUGCUUGGAGCAUAUGUACCAUGAUCUUGGGCUGGUCAAAGACUUCAACAUCAAUCCUAUCACACUGAAGAGGUGGCUGCUGUGCAUUCAUGACAACUACAGAAACAACCCCUUCCACAAUUUCCGGCACUGCUUUUGUGUGACCCAGAUGAUGUACAGCAUGAUCUCACUCUGCAGUCUUCAGGAGAAAUUUUCCCAAAUUGACAUCUUGAUUCUCAUGACUGCAGCAGUGUGCCACGACUUGGACCAUCCAGGCUAUAACAACACCUAUCAGAUAAAUGCACGAACAGAGCUGGCGGUACGCUACAAUGACAUCUCCCCACUGGAGAACCAUCACUGUGCUGUGGCUUUUCAGAUCAUUUCCCAGCCAGAAUACAACAUUUUCUCUAAUGUCGACCAGGACCAAUUCAAACAGAUAAGACAGGGGAUAAUUACAUUAAUUCUGGCUACAGACAUGGCGAGACAUGCGGAAAUACUGGACUCUUUCAAGGAAAAAAUGGAAAAUUUUGAUUACUCAAAUGAAGAACACAUGACCUGUCUGAAGAUGAUACUGAUAAAAUGCUGUGAUAUUUCCAAUGAAGUCCGCCCAAUGGAAGUCGCUGAGCCCUGGGUAGACUGUCUGCUAGAGGAGUAUUUUAUGCAGAGUGACCGGGAAAAAUCAGAGGGUCUUCCAGUGGCGCCUUUCAUGGACCGUGAUAAAGUGACCAAGCCAACCGCACAGAUCGGCUUCCUGAAGUUUGUCCUCAUCCCCAUGUUUGAGACAGUAACAAAGCUCUUCCCUGAAGUGGAGGAGAUGAUGCUUCAGCCCCUUUGGGAGUCCAGAGACCGCUAUGAAGAAUUAAAACAGAUAGAUGAUGCUAUGAAAGAGCUGCAGAUGAAGAAAAGUGACAGCCUGACCACCGGCACCACCGAAAAGUGAAAAGAAAAAGACUUUGAGCAAAACGUAGCCCCUAAGGUUAUUUACUUUUUGAGAAACACUGCAUUUGCCAAACAGAUGUGGCAGAAUCCAGCAGGAAUUACGCUUGGGGUGAGGUGGCCAAGAUGGACACCAAGAUGGAUGCCCUUCCCUGGUGGUGCCACGCAGGCCAUGGCACAGCUCCCUCCCCACCGGGUUUGCCUCUUUGGCCAGCACUGGGAACUGCUGUCUCCAGGGACAAAGUGGAGCUGAGCUAAGGAGCCAUUUCUGUAAAACGAACCACUGGAGUCCAAAACAAAUGAAAACUUGUUUUAGUCAAGAUCCUGCACAUACCUGUACAGAAGUAUGCUAUUACAGCACAGCUUAACAGAUGCUUAUAUCAUGACAGGAACCUGGCAGAUAUUUCUGUUUGCCAGGUAGGCCCUAAUGACACAUUUCUCUGUCUUAUCCUCUGAAUUUUAUAGAGUUCACAGUACAUUCAGAAGCCCAGCGUAGUGGAUGCAGUUUUCUUUUCUACACUAGAAGAAGUCAGAAAAAGCCUUCAUGGACUUACAGGUUCAUUUUGUGCCCAGCAGUGUCAGGGUUCUUUGGCACAAGCAAAGGGGAGCACCACGCAGCACCACUGUGCAAGUUUUUAUCCUCAUGAAUUGAAUGCAAAAAACAGUGUCAAGAAGAACCUUCAAAGAUGUACAGAUUUUUAUUUUGGUUUGGUUUGGUUUUUUUGUUUUGUUUUUGUUUGUUUGGGUUUUUUGUUUGUUUUUGUUUUUGUUUUUUUUACUUUUAAACUGAUCUGCUAAAUAAUAUAUUCUUCUACAGAAA